AUGAAGAGACUGGCAGGAUAUGAACUCUAUCAAGACGGCAUCCAAAUAAAUUCAUCCAAUUCAUCUGGUGACUUUGAAAUCGUUGGCGUAAAUAGUGCAUACCACUGCAUCGCCAGAAAUGAAUUCGGUGCUUCGAUGACACAAAAGACGAACUUAACGAAAGCUGUCAAAGUUUUGUUCCACCGGCCGGAUAUCACUAACCCUACAACGGUGCAAUUUCAGACUUCAAGUUUUAUGCGGGAAUGCAAACCUAUUGAGACCCCUAUCGUACCGAGCCCCACAUAUAGAUGGUUCGCCGGUGUGAAUGAAAAUGAGUUGAAAGAAACCAGUUGGUUGCAGUUUGGUGAAGAUGGAGCGAUCCACAUGGCGAAUUUGAGAGAUUUCCCUUGGAAGCAUACAAUCAAAUGUUCUGCUAGAAAUACUUUUCUUAGUCUAGAGGCAAAUUCUUCUAAAACACAAAUUAUAUUAGGGAAUGAAACGGCUCUGAUGCGUUUUCGGCCGGCAUUUAUGACCGGUUCUGGCAGGCAGAAUGGUGGUCAGGUGCUCGCUAAUGCUGGCGAAAUCAUCACGUUGAAAUGCCUCUUUUCGGGAUAUCCAACCCCAACUGUAACAUGGUUAAAAGACAACGCCGAACUGCCGGACGGUGAAUGGAUUGAGGAAUUAGGAGGCACCCAAAUAAAAAAUGUAGCCAAUCUGACUAAGGGUCAUGCUGGUCGGUACAUGUGUCAGGGUUUUAGUGCUGGGAGCCCUUCUGCUGUUUAUGCUUUCGAUCUUAUUGUCAUUACUCCUCCUACCUUCGCCAGUGAGCUCCAUAGACCGCACAAUGUGAACGCAACUGAGGGGCAGACGAUAUCAUUUAACUGCUCGACAGAUGUCAUACCGGACACCAGAACCUGGUUUCGAAACGCAGAGCAAUUUAAUUGUGGGUCUUGCUCUUUUUUUUUUUGA
Helobdella robusta is the source of this 948-nucleotide messenger RNA. RefSeq lists its product as hypothetical. Bases 1 to 948 code for a protein of 315 amino acids. The record is from RefSeq and is a predicted model, not a curated record. Gene Ontology annotation, molecular function: cell-cell adhesion mediator activity. NCBI's taxonomy places the organism in Eukaryota, Metazoa, Annelida, Clitellata, Rhynchobdellida, Glossiphoniidae. Gene Ontology annotation, biological process: homophilic cell-cell adhesion; axon guidance; dendrite self-avoidance. Gene Ontology annotation, cellular component: axon; plasma membrane. The transcript is spliced from 6 exons.